ACAGCGACAAUAAACAUGUCAGAGGAACAUUUUCAGUGAAUGACCGUAGUAUAAUAUGGUCGCACAGUUUAAGGAGAAUGUUUCAAAGCCCUCAUGCCAUGCCGGUUCAAUACUUGGUACCCAAAUGCUUUCCACUUUGCACUUGCACCGACGUGGUCUCCACUCAGAUCCCUCGUCCCCUGUUUCCCUCAUCUUCUGAAGCUCACCAGACCACCAAUCGCCACAGACCCACCAAGCGAGUCCGCAAAUCCAGAGUCUCCACUCCCUCCUUCCGAAAACCAGCUCCCACCCCUCUCUUGUCCAAUCGCAAUCCCCGCCCUCGGACCAAACUCCAAGCGCUCGAUCAAGUGGUCGACGACCUCGAAGCCUCGAGAGCCAACGGCGUCACCAUCGACGUCGGAAUCUUCGCUGCCGUCCUUGAAGCUUGCUACGAGUUACGAGCCUUCGAUCAGGGCGUUCGCGUUCACCGCUUGAUACCCACCAAUCUGUUGAGGAGGAAUGUUGGGUUGUCGUCGAAGCUCCUGCGGUUGUACGCCGCGAGCGGCCGCGCCAGCGAUGCCCACGAGGUGUUCGACCAAAUGUCUAAGCGGGACGCGUCGGCCUUCGCUUGGAACUCGCUCAUCUCCGGGUACGCCGAGCUGGGUCAGUACGAGGACGCCCUCGCGCUUUACUUUCAAAUGGAGGAAGACGGUGUGGAGCCUGACCGUUAUACUUUCCCCCGUGUUCUGAAGGCUUGUGCUGGAAUUGGGUCUAUUCGGAUUGGCGAGGCAGUGCACAGGCACGCGCUUCGUACCGGUUUUGUAUACGAUUGCUUUGUGCUCAACUCACUCGUCGACAUGUAUGCAAAGUGCGGCGACAUUGUUCAGGCUCGCAAGGUGUUCGACAAAAUGCCGAGUCGGGAUUUGGUUUCUUGGAAUACAAUGUUGACGGGUUACAUACAUCACGGCCUUUUGGUGGAGGCGGUGGAUUUAUUUCAUAGGAUGCUCCAGGAUGGAUUUCGGCCGGAUUCAGUGGCAAUAUCCACCAUUCUAACUGGUAUUCCGUCAUUGAAGCUGGGGCGCCAAGUGCAUGGUUGGGUUUUUCGGCUAGGAUUCGAGUGGACUUUGUCCAUUGCCAACUCUCUGAUUGUUGUCUAUUCUAAUCACGGGAUGUUAGAUAAAGCGCGUUGGAUUUUUGACAAUAUGGCUGAACGGGACGUUGUGUCGUGGAAUGCUAUUAUAUCUGCCCACUCCAAACUCCCUCAUGCUGUGUCAUAUUAUGAGCAAAUGGAAAAGGCUGAUGUCUUGCCAGAUUGCAUUACAUUUGUCUCGUUGCUAUCCACGCUUGCUCACUUAGGUCUUGUUGAAGAUGGUGAAAGGCGGUUCUCAAGAAUGAGAGAGAAAUAUGGGAUUGAACCCAGCAUGGAGCACUAUGCUUGUAUGGUUAAUCUGUAUGGAAGGAGAGGGAUGAUUGAUGAGGCUUAUGCGAUGAUUGUAAAAAGAAUGGAGUUUGAGGCUGGCCCAACUGUAUGGGGAGCUCUGCUACAUGCUUGCUAUGUUCAUGGCAAUGUCGAAAUAGGAGAAGUUGCUGCCGAAAAGCUCUUUGAACUGGAGCCAGAUAGUGAACACAAUUACGUGCUUCUAAUUAGGAUUUAUGAGAAAGCGGGAAGAUUGGAUGACGUGGAGAAGAUGAGAGUGAUGUUGGUGGAGCGGGGACUAGAAUUAGAGACUUGCUAGGCUGCACAAAAGGGGAAGGGGGUAGAAUUGAUUUCCUUUGUAAAAUCCUGAAAUUUUAUGUGUACAUAUAAAAAAGAGCAGGCAAUUCUUGAUCUUGAGCCUUCUGUGAUCUUCCUCGUUUGGAUAGAUUGUGAGAAGUCAAGAGAUAAUUACCUUGAGUUUCACUUGCCAAAGCCGAUUGUUGGAGAUGGUUAUGUGGCUCGGACUACAUCGGGUCAGUAAAAGAAGCGGGGAAGUGGGCUUUGUUUGGGAUGGAGCAACAGCAACGGAUUCAAUUGGGAGGAGGCAGAUCAGGUUCAUUGACUAGCAAAUUUUCAUGCUAAAUCGAUGGGGUCCGUACGGUACUCACCAUUUGAGUGAACCUCUCUCCAUGAUCACAGGUCAGAGUACAUCUCGUCUUGAUACAUUAAGGAUUGCCAUUGAAUGACAUAUAGCUAUAUUGGAUUGAUGCUCAAGCCGUAAACAGGUAGGAUUGUCGGACAUGGGCUUCUGAACCCACAACGCCAGUCUAAUGGCUAAGCUUUGGCAUAACCCACAUUGCCCACAAUCACACUGCUUAUGCAUAUAUUGAAACCAGCCCUCCUGAGUCAUUACCUUACAGAUCAAACAUCGUUUAGAGCAGUGCAUCCCCUCUACAGCAGCUAAAUUAUGUGAAAUCUCAAUUAUUUUGGUA
Messenger RNA from Rhodamnia argentea, 2388 nucleotides. RefSeq names its product pentatricopeptide repeat-containing protein At4g25270, chloroplastic. The record is from RefSeq and is a predicted model, not a curated record. The transcript has a single exon. Lineage: Eukaryota; Viridiplantae; Streptophyta; Magnoliopsida; Myrtales; Myrtaceae. Gene Ontology annotation, biological process: RNA modification. Gene Ontology annotation, molecular function: protein binding; RNA binding. The coding region runs from base 78 to 1715 and encodes 545 amino acids.